CCAACAUAUUACGAAUCAAGAACUCACUCUUUCUUGUCGGAAGAAACAACAAGAAGCAACAACAAAAAAAUACUCUACAGAUGGCGAUGAUGUCAGCAUCUUCGGUGUUUCUUUUACCGGCCAACGUCACGGCUGCCGCUGGCGCUUCGUCGUCCAGGAACUCCGUGUCUUUCUUACCGAUGAGAAACGCUGGUUCUAGGCUCGUUGUUAGAGCAGCCGAUGAGGCGGCUCCAGAAACACCUGCGCCUGAAGGUGCUCCGGCAGCUGUAGCGGCGCCGGCUGCAGCACCUGCCGCCAAACCCAAGCCUCCUCCUAUUGGCCCUAAGAGAGGGGCUAAGGUCAAGAUUCUAAGGAGAGAAUCCUACUGGUUCAAGAGCGUUGGAUCGGUUGUGGCCGUUGAUCAGGACCCAAAGACCCGGUACCCUGUUGUGGUCCGGUUUGCGAAAGUGAACUACGCGAACAUAUCGACCAACAACUAUGCAUUGGACGAGAUUGAAGAAGUGAAAGCUUAAAUGAGAGAGACCUAAAAAGAAGUGUUGUGUAAUUGGUGUAAUCUUCAUACCGGUCUUAUCUGUUUGUAACUUGACUAGAACCGUAUGUACCCAAAACAUUUACCAUUAUUUCUUCCAUCUCUAAAUUUUAUAUCCUCUCUAUUCUCUGGUCAUGGUUAACUCUUAACCAUACCGCUCUGAAAAACGUUUUCAAUUUAAAUUACCACAAAAGUGCAAAAAACGAUUUUGAAGUCAAAAUCUUUCCAGAACUUCAGCUCAACAACCGGUGGAAGAUUCAGUGUAAACCGGUUUCAAAUCAA
Messenger RNA from Eruca vesicaria subsp. sativa (arugula), 811 nucleotides. NCBI's taxonomy places the organism in Eukaryota, Viridiplantae, Streptophyta, Magnoliopsida, Brassicales, Brassicaceae. The record is from the annotation of a GenBank genome assembly.